Messenger RNA from Periconia digitata, 1186 nucleotides. The record is from the annotation of a GenBank genome assembly. Lineage: Eukaryota; Fungi; Ascomycota; Dothideomycetes; Pleosporales; Periconiaceae.
CCGGAUGUCCUCGCCCUCUCUCCGCCAUGAAGACCAACAAGGUUCCUCCAUCAUGACAACUCCCGCGCAAACAUUGCCUGCGCACACAAACCGCCAACAACUGCCGCCAUAUAAACCCAAUGACCAAGCUGCUGGUUCGGAAACGAAGAUGGCCGGCAAGAAGGCGGAUAGGCGGAGUACUGAGUACGUGCUGAAAAGCGGUUUGGCAGGGGGUCUAGCUGGCUGUGCUGGAAAAACCGUGGUUGGCCCUCUAGAUCGCGUCAAGAUCCUCCUUCAAACCAGCAAUCCAAACUUCCAGAAGUACGCCGGACACUGGACAGGCUUGCCCAACGCCAUCCGUGAUAUCUACAGUGUGCAUGGCUCCCGCGGACUCUUCAAAGGCCACUCGGCGACCCUCCUUCGUAUCUUCCCUUACGCUGGAAUCAAGUUCCUCGCAUACGAGCAGAUCCGUACUCGCGUUAUCAAAAACAAGGCAGAGGAAACACCGCUACGACGUUUCGCAUCCGGUAGUCUAGCGGGCGUAGUCAGUGUUUUCUUCACAUACCCGUUAGAAGUGAUCCGCGUCCGGCUCGCCUUUGAAACACAGACACAACAACGUAGCACACUUCGAAGUAUCUGCCGCAUGAUCUACAGCGAGCACCCACCGCCUCCAGUACAUCACCCCACCAAUGCCAUCUCAGCGGCCGCUGCUACCGUCGCAGAGAAAGCCGCGCCACGCACAGGUCUCGCCAACUUCUUCCGCGGCUUCACCCCGACUCUUCUCGGUAUGAUCCCUUACGCCGGCGCCUCCUUCCUCGUUCAUGACACCGUCUCCGAUCUCCUGCGUCUACCCCUCGUCGCAGACUACACCACCCUCCCCCACACCGCUCGUACCGAAUCCACAACGUCCUCCCACAAACCUGCGCAACUCCGUUACUGGGCCGAGCUCAGCGCGGGCGGUUUCGCGGGGUUGAUUUCCCAGACCGUAUCGUACCCACUCGAAGUCAUUCGUCGCCGUAUGCAAGUUGGAGGUGUGGUGGGAGACGGCCAUAGACUCGGUAUAGCAGAGGUCGCGAAGCGCAUCUAUUUGACUAGCGGUUUCCGCGGUUUCUUCAUCGGCCUGACAAUCGGGUAUGUCAAGAUCAUACCCAUGUCGGCUACCAGCUUCUACGUGUAUGAACGUGGCAAGUAUUAUCUUGGCAUAUAA